Molecule: messenger RNA, 885 nt
Organism: Rhizophagus irregularis DAOM 181602=DAOM 197198
Lineage: Eukaryota; Fungi; Glomeromycota; Glomeromycetes; Glomerales; Glomeraceae
Source: RefSeq, a predicted model, not a curated record
UUUUUUUAAUAUCUGCCACAAAAUAAAGUUUGGCGCAGUAUUGCUGGUGACAUCCGCUACGAUAUUUUUUAAAGUUUUUAUUAGUUUAACUGACACCAGAAUCUUUCGUUAAAUAUAUUUUCACAAUUAAAAUAAGUAAAUAAUAAAUAAUCCAUGAUAAGUUUACUCUAUAUUAAUUCACGCAGUACAAAUAUAACAACUUCUAUUACAAUCAUAAUUGUAUUUACACCAGACUCAUCAUCUCAACUCUCAACUCUCAUCAACUCUAUUCAUCCUCAAUUAUCAACUACAACUAAAAUAGCUAACAUAUUCACCCAAUUUAAUCUCGAUCAAAAAAUAAGAAGAAGAAAUAUUAAUAUGAUGAACCGAUGAGAAAGAAGAGCGAAGCGGUCAAAAUCUAAUAUACUUUACGUAUGUAUCCUAAUAAAAAAUUUUAAUUAGUGCAGAAUUCGCUGAUUUUUUCGUUGAAAUUAUUAUGUUAUUAAAUAAGUAUCUUUAUGCUAUUUUUAGUUGUAUUUUUAUAAUCGUUUUGAUAUUAUUUCCCACACUUUUACCAAAUUUAUUUUUCACUAAAGCUGCUGUAAUUUUUUACGUACCAAUAUAUGCGCAGUACUUGAUUAUCGUACUUUUUUGGAACACCACUGAUUACCUCGAAACCAAUAAAAUGAUGAUUCUAAUUGGUCAAAUCAAUUUAAAUCUUCCUUUUGGGAUUAUAUCAUUAAUUACAUAUUACAAUUGCAGAUUUGUCUGAUUAACAUUUAUUACAUAAAGAAAAUGACGGAUUGCGUUCUGCAAAGACGAAAGAUAAUAUGUAAAACAGGGUAUUUAAAUUUUAUUUCGUAUAAUCAUGUACAUGAUUAAUAUUGUUAAAUAAAGAAGCUAUUU